AUGUCACAAACGGGACCUCAUGAUGAGAAUGUGCAGAUAAUUGACGAUGAUUUAGAGGUCACGGAAGCGAAUGCACAUUUAGUGGAAGAUCAACCCAAUGUAUCGAAUGAGUUACACGAUGAAGAAAAGGAAGCUUCUGAACAAGAAGACUCGGAGGAAGAGUACCCCGAAGAUGUUCAAAAAGCACUAGAAUUUCUUCUAGAGGAUAUCAAACAUUUUGGCGAUGUGGAAAUCACAAAGAGGAUAAUACGAAGAAAAAAGUUCGAAGACGAAGGUGUUGAGGACGAAGAGCUGGAAGACGAGGACAUCCUUGAGUGUGAUGAGGAAUUUCUCAGAGAAAUUGGACUAGAAGGCGAACCUUUGGAUAUCAGUAAUACAGAGAAACAGAAGCUAUUGAUGGAGAGCUUUGAUGAAGACCAGAUGUCGAGAUACGAGUUUUUCAGGAGAUCCAACCUGAACAGACCUGCUAUUAAGAGAAUAGCAAACUCGGUACUGGGCCAAAGUAUCAACAACAACGUUGCGUUGGUUCUGGCCAGUGUAGCAAAGGUUUUUGUUGGAGAAAUAGUGGAGAAGGCAAAAGAUGUACAGAGGCGCCAGCAGAAGGGAGAAAUCAUACGAAAACUAGAGGUGAAGAGGGCAUUGGCUACCAGAGACGAAGAAUUGAAAGCUAAGAAAAUCCGACCCGAGGAUACGAAGGCGAAUUUCGGGUACUCAGUAGGACCUAACGGAGUACUGGUCCCUAUUACAUCUGCAAAAACUUUCACUAUUGACCUUCCCAAGGACGAUGACCCAUUGUUGCCUGAACAUUUCAGAGAGGCAUGGAGGCUGUAUAAGGAGGAAACUGAUACGCUGCCUAGUGACCAAUGGAGAAGGCAAGGAGGCAGCGAUGGCUGGUUGUUCAGGUAG
Kuraishia capsulata CBS 1993 is the source of this 906-nucleotide messenger RNA. RefSeq lists its product as uncharacterized. Gene Ontology annotation, cellular component: transcription factor TFIID complex; nucleus. Bases 1 to 906 code for a protein of 301 amino acids. Gene Ontology annotation, biological process: transcription initiation at RNA polymerase II promoter; RNA polymerase II preinitiation complex assembly. The record is from RefSeq and is a predicted model, not a curated record. The transcript has a single exon. Gene Ontology annotation, molecular function: protein heterodimerization activity; transcription coactivator activity. Lineage: Eukaryota; Fungi; Ascomycota; Pichiomycetes; Pichiales; Pichiaceae.